This is a messenger RNA of Saccostrea echinata, 720 nucleotides long. RefSeq lists its product as uncharacterized. The transcript is spliced from 7 exons. The record is from RefSeq and is a predicted model, not a curated record. Lineage: Eukaryota; Metazoa; Mollusca; Bivalvia; Ostreida; Ostreidae. The coding region runs from base 1 to 720 and encodes 239 amino acids.
AUGACGGAACAGGAUGAGCCUCGCCAGUGUAUGAUUAUUCAGGACAAACAAACAGUCGCACUGCCACACGGUAGCAAAUCUUUACAAUGCGACAAUACAGGUGUUUUUAUUAAACCAGAGUGUGUAUGCUCCUUUUACAAUGUGUAUGAAGGAAAAUAUCAUUCACAUUCCUCUUGUCCUGGUAAUGUGAAGUCAGAUGAUGUUAGAUCAUUGAGAUGUGUUGAUUGUAUGAAAUACAGCUUACCAAACAAAGGUCCAUGUAUCAAUGGUGGACAGCUUACCUGUAAUAAGACUGGUCCUGAUGCGAAGGCACCAGAUAUCAUAUGUGAUUGUCCAACCGGGUUUAUGGGGAUGUUCUGUGAACAUAAACUGGAAAAGGUUACAAGAAUUUGUGAUAGAAUUGAAAAUGCCUCAUCUCUUGACCUGAAAAACUGUGAUGUUACAAAAAUGGAAUGCAUUACUUACAGUGAAAAGAAACUAUAUGCUUUCAAGUGUAAUGAAAAUUCUGCGAUAACCCAAGAAGGACAAAUUAAAUUGCCACUAUGCAGCGAAACAGAAAUAUAUCAUACCAACCAGAUGAACACGGUGAUAACUCCAGAAGGUGACAUCAAUAACAGAAGACGACUGUCCAAUCAUCAUUACAUAUCAGGAGUUAACAAGUGUGUUUUGGAGAAAUUGGAUGCCACAGAUGCCAACGAAUCUGACACAUCUGUUUCAUAA